Messenger RNA from Brassica napus (rape), 963 nucleotides. RefSeq lists its product as uncharacterized. The transcript has a single exon. The coding region runs from base 343 to 723 and encodes 126 amino acids. NCBI's taxonomy places the organism in Eukaryota, Viridiplantae, Streptophyta, Magnoliopsida, Brassicales, Brassicaceae. The record is from RefSeq and is a predicted model, not a curated record.
CUAAAAGGUUAUUCAAUUAUUAGUUUUUAAUAAUAUAUAUACACAAUGUAAUAAAUGGGCCUGAUUGAUAAAAUAAUGAUAACGAAGAUCGAAACGGCCCGAAAUGAAACAUGGGUUGGACCCACUGAUCUUUUUAAAAAAUAUCAUAAAACUUCAAUCAGUCGUCGUCUUCGUCACCUUCCAAAAUUAACAGAUUCACGUCAACGUUCUUCAGAUUUGCUUUCUCUCCUCCCAGCUUCUCAAGUUGAUUCCUUUUCAUCAACGAUUAAACAAUACUGAGACUUUGAACUCGUUGACGAGCUUGAGUUUUGAGAACUCAAAUCUGACUCUCUGUUUCUAUCCAUGGAACCUCCAUUACAGAGUUUGACUCUGUUUCUUGUUUGCUUCGUCUUCCUCGUCUCUGCUUCUAUCUUAGUUGACUCACAGUCACAAGAUUCAUCCAUCUCUCGUCCUCCACCACCCCAAUCAUUAACUCCACCGCCGCCGCCUCCUCCGGUAAAGGUCAAGAGUGACAAGGCGAUUCACGAGAAGCAUCACCAAAGAAAAAAAUGGAGACAGAGAAGGAACCGAAAGCAUCCACAGCCUCGGAAGCUGAACACGGGGAAGACGGUGGGGCUUUUCUUCGCCGGUGCAGCUGCAGCUUUGCAAGUAGCUGUUGCUGCCUUCUUGCUUAUCAAAAGAAGACAGCUUCUCCUCAAGACCAGCAACGAUAACAGACACUGAUUCAAAUACACUAAAGCAUCAUCUUCUUCUUCUUCUUCGGAUCUUUGCUGUUGGAGUUAAGUCAUCUCAGUUUUGGUCCUCUUUUGUCUGUAAAGUUUUUAGUUCUUGAUCCAAAUGAAAAUUUCAGUUUUGCUGCUUCAAAGCUUUAGUCUUUCAGACAAAUCUAUCUGGUAGUCUAAUCUGGAACCAGUGGUUUCAAUAAAAUGUUGUUUGGUAAUAAUAAUCUCAAAUUUGAUGAUA